GGGCCCGCGCGCGCGGGCGCUGGGGAGCGGUGUCGCAGCAGCGGAGGCCGCGGGAGGAACCCGCUCCUGAGCGCUCCGUCUGCUCUCCAGCCCCGGGUGUCCGCCGCCAAGUCUCCCGGCUCGGCCCGGUCCCGGUCCGGCCUGUUGCUGCGGGAGAUGCGGCCUCCGCCGUGACUGCCUCCUACCCUCACACGGCCCACAAGGAAGGAGACGGGGACGGUGACAGCUCCCUGGUGACACCGGUGGCCGUGAUUGUUUCUUUUCUCCACCUUUUAAAGCAGCCCCUGACUGUGACAGUGUCAGCAGCCGGCAGAGCAGCCCCGGGGAGCUUCAUGUGUGCAGACCCCAACCGGACUCCUUUUCUCACUCUUUCCCUUCCCCACCUGAAGUCGGAGCGUGUUGGCACAGGAGGGGACAGAGCCAUGUCUGAUGGGGACACUUAGCACUGUGCUGGCACCGGGUGCAUCCCACCUGCCUGCUCCUUGUGCUCAGCAGUUGGGACUUGGUCAAGAAGCAAUUUCUUUGCCUUCCGUGCUGUGCUGUGAGCCCUGCACUGGCUGGAAGAGGCAGCUCGGGCCUGGCUUUUUUAAAUUCAGCUUUUGCAUAAGCACUGCCUGAGCUGGUGUCUGGUGAGCUGCCAGAUCCUGUCAUUUUUUUGAACUGUGGUGUCCAGAGAUGGGCACCCAUCCCUUUAUUUCCUUAUGGUUAGAAGACUCUCCUGAUGGGAGACUUUCAGGGAAGAGUUUUUGACAUAAGCAUUUCAGAAGUGGAACUGAAAAAAGUGUCAUCUGAAGCUCUUGGAGUAGGAGCCUCUGGAGGGACAGGAUGGCUGUGAGCAUGGAUGAUGAUGUUCCCCUCAUCCUCACCCUGGAGGACAGUGGCAGCAGUGCCUCGGCCCCUUUUGGUGACCUGGAUCAGGAGGAGCUGCCUAAUGAAAAUGGAGGGAGCUAUGAUGUUAAUAAUGAUGCAUCCAGCCCUGCUGCAGGGGACUGCUGUGCACAGCAAAGCUCUGCCCGACACAACUGGGAAAUGAACUACCAAGAGGCAGCAAUCUACCUCCAGGAAGGAGAAAACAAUGAUAAGUUCUUCACUCACCCCAAAAAUGCCAAAGCACUUGCUGCCUACCUCUUUGCACACAAUCACCUUUUCUACCUGAUGGAGCUGAGCACAGCCCUGCUUCUCCUCCUGCUGUCUCUCUGCGAGGCUCCAGCUGUUCCCAUGCUCCGUCUGGGCAUCUUUGUCCAUGCAACCCUGGAGCUCUUUGCUUUAAUUGUUGUGGUUUUUGAACUCUCAAUGAAGAUGAGGUGGCUGGGCUUCCAAACCUUUAUCAGGCACAAAAGGACUAUGGUGAAGACAUGUGUGCUGUUGGUACAGUUCAUUGAGGCCAUCGUGGUGCUGGUGCGCCAGACCUCGCACGUCCGCAUCACCAGAGCCCUGCGCUGCAUCUUCCUGGUGGACUGUCGGUACUGUGGGGCAGUCAGAAGAAAUCUGCGACAGAUCUUCCAGUCCCUCCCACCAUUUAUUGACAUUCUUCUCCUCCUGCUUUUCUUCAUGGUGAUUUUUGCCAUCCUAGGUUUUUACUUGUUUUCUCCUAACCACUCAGAUCCGUACUUCAAUACCUUAGAGAACAGCCUGGUGAAUCUCUUUGUACUUUUGACCACUUCAAAUUUUCCUGAUGUGAUGAUGCCAUCCUAUGCCCGGAACCCCUGGUCCUGUGUCUUCUUCAUCGUGUACCUCUCCAUUGAGCUGUACUUCAUCAUGAACUUGCUUCUGGCUGUCGUGUUUGACACUUUCAAUGACAUUGAGAAGAAGAAGUUUAAGUCCCUGCUGCUGCACAAGCGCACGGCCAUCCAGCACGCCUUCCGCUUGCUGAUCACCAGACAGAGGCCAUCUGGAAUUUCCUUCCAGCACUUUGAAGGGCUGCUGCGCUUCUACAAACCUCGGAUGUGUGCCAGGGAGAGAUAUCUCACUUUCAAAGCACUGAAUCAAAGCAAUACUCCUUUAAUCAGUCUGAAGGAUUUUUACAAUUUCUAUGAAGUUGUUGGCUUAAAAUGGAAGGCAAAACGAAAUCGUGAGCACUGGUUUGAUGACCUUCCACGGACAGCAUUCCUUAUUUUUAAAGGCAUCAACAUCCUGGUGAAGUCCCGUGCCUUCCAGUACACCAUGUAUACUGUGGUGGCUGUGAAUGGAAUUUGGAUUCUUGUUGAAACCUUCAUGCUGCAAGGAGGGAAUUUCUUCUCCAGAAAUGUCCCAUGGAGCUACGUAGUCUUCCUCACAAUCUAUGGUGUGGAGCUGCUCCUCAAGUCCACUGGACUGGGGCCUGUGGAGUACCUGUCCUCAGGCUGGAAUCUCUUUGACUUCUCUGUCACCCUUUUUGCAUUUCUGGGGCUCAUGGCACUGGCAUUUAACAUGGAGCCCUUCUACUUCAUCGUGGUCUUGAGACCCCUUCAGCUCCUGAGGCUAUUUAAAUUGAAGAAACGCUACAGAAAUGUCCUGGACACUAUGUUUGAGUUGUUCCCCCGGAUGGCCAGCCUGGGUUUAACCCUGCUGAUCUUCUACUAUUGCUUUGCCAUUGUUGGCAUGGAGUUCUUUGCUGGCGUGGUCUACCCAAACUGCUGCAACAGCACAAGCACAGUGGCAGAUGCCUACCGGUGGGUGAACCAUACAGUUGGCAACAAGACUGUGGUGGAAGAAGGUUAUUAUUAUCUCAACAACUUUGACAACAUUUUGAACAGCUUUGUGACCCUGUUUGAGCUGACAGUUGUCAAUGACUGGUACAUCAUCAUGGAAGGGGUGACAUCCCAAACCACCCACUGGAGCCGUCUCUACUUCAUGAUUUUCUAUAUUGUGACCAUGGUGGUGAUGACAAUCAUCGUGGCAUUCAUUCUGGAUGCUUUCGUCUUCCGUAUGAACUACACUCGGAAGAACCAAGACUCAGAAGAAGACAAUGGCAUUGUGCUGGAGAAGGAGAUCUCCAAGGAGGAAGUGGUUGGCAUCAUUGAGCUGUACAAGCGGAGCUCGGCUGCUGCUGAAGCAGCUCAGCUGCAGCAGAUUGUUCUGCAGAUGGACAAAUAUGGGCAAAUGUCAGCAGUGUUUCUGGGACGCAGAUCAAGAACCAAGAGUGAUUUGAGUAUGAAGAUGUACGAGGAGGAGAUCCAGGAAUGGUAUGAGGAGCAUUCCAGAAAAGAGGAAUCUCAGACACCCACUCAAGAGCCUGCAUCUGCUUCCAACAGCUCUCUGAAGCCCCGGAGCCUCCGACAACGUUCCCAGACUGUCAUUUAGGCUUUGCUGACUUGAGCCACCCUCUAUGCAAUAACCUGGAGUAUUCCUUCCCAGCCCAUGUGUUGGGACAGUGUACAUAGAUCCCUUCAGUGUAGGGUUUGAAUCUUUUCCCCUAGGCAGUGAAUCGCAGAAAAAAAAAACAAACAGCAAAGCAAACAUAAAUCCAGAGGUCCAGGGGACCCUGUGAGGCUGCUGUGCACAGGCUGAGCAUGCUGCCCAUGUUUAGCACAGAGCCAACACCUGGGGCAGAGCAGAGACCUUCCUCUGAGCCACUGCCCCACGAACACACCUGGGGGAAAGGGAAGUGGAAUCCACUAACAACAGGGAAUGCACUGAAGCCACCUGCUAAAUAGUAAAACUUUUGCCCUUUUUGAAGAUCUUUUUACUUAGAGGGUACCACUAACCUAGGAAUAAAAGAUCAGGGAGUGGAUUUCUGUUUCUUCUCCACCUUCCUUAUUCAAAGGAAGGGGAGGUGGCAUAAAAUUUCAGCACUUUUGGAAGAGCAGUCUGCUUUUCCCCUCCUCUUUGGCACACCUGGGUACACUCCCUGCAGCAGAUGAAGCUUUGAUUAUUGAAUUUUGCUGUCCCUGUGCAGUUCUGUGGCAGCUGGAGGCAGAACUGAGGGCCAGCAUCUUUUUGGGGAGAGGAAUUCUGUCUCUGAUGUAGCUAUGCAACAUCUGUGUCACUGCUGGUCAGUUCUGCCCAUGGGACUGGGAUUGCCUCUGUACCCCCCAAAACUCCUGUCCCUGCUCAGUGAGGGGGGGGAGGGAGGCUCUGCAGGGGGACAGUGGCCACUUGGGCCACUUGCUCUGUAAAUGGCAAAUCUCUGGCUGGUCUUUAGUUCAGAUACAUGAGUAGGAGGAAAAAAUGGAUGGAUCUGCAUCUAAGUGUGACUUCUGCCUGGCUGUGGGUUAAGGAGAGCUCUGGGCAUCAACCAGUGCUGCUGGUGAGUCCUCAGCCAGGCCAUUGCUUUGUACAGGUGUUGCUCCUCCCUUGCUCUCACCCUUGCAGAUGUCUUCCUCAGGCUGCCCAGUGCUGACUGAGUUGCAUCUUAGGAAGAUCCACUGAAGAGCUUUACUGUUCCUCUGAAAUUUGGAUGCAGAAGGGAUGUGGAAGAUGAUGAUUCUUCUCACUUGUCUGCUUUUCUGGGCAGCUCUGGGAGCUGAGAGAUGGAAAGGAAGAAGGGAAAAGGGAUCUGCCACGUUUAUUCUGUGAUCAUGGCAGGUUGUGCCAUCAUUCAUGUUUUGUUGCCCACAAUGUGAUAAGAACCUGUCUGUAGAUCCCCGUUUUUUUCCCCUGUCAGAAGUGCCAGUCAGCUGGGAGGCUCCCCUCACCUCUUGCUGUUUGAUCUUUUCUCAGGUUCAGACUAAGGGCAGAGCUGGCAGGAGACGCUUUCUCCCCCUCCAGCUAGACCAGGCAGUGGGAAAUGUGUGUGCCCAUUCCCUCUGUCCCCAUCCUGGAGUUUUCCUUGGAAGCCUCUCCACGUGGCACAAGGAGAGUGGGGAAGGACUGAUCCUCCCUGGGCAGCUCAGGAACAUUUCCUGCAUGGAUGAGGCUUUGAGAAGUGGGCAAGACAGAGCUGCUGCAGAAACCCCUGGCUCUGGGAUGGAAGGAGCAGGUGAGCAGCUGUUAGGGCAGCACACACCCCAGCCCUCUGCUCUUGCCAAAUUCCCUGAGUGCCUCAGGGUGAAUUCUUUCUUUCCUCUCUGGGUGCUGCAAGUGUGAAACUCUUCUGAGCUAAACCCUGAAGGACCUUCAAGGGCUGUUUUCCAAACCAUAAAUUCAGCCACAAAUUCUGAGCACUGCAGUCCUUGCUCUUGCAGGCACUCUGCAUGGAGAGUCACAGCCUGGGGGGUUUAUCCAGAUUAGUCCUGGGGCUGGAGGGGCUGGUGGUGAUUCUGUUUAAGUUGUGGGCAGGACAAAUGAGCAUUGUGAAGGUUUGGGGGGAAAAAAAAUGGGGCUGUGCUUAAACUUCACAUCCUCCUACAGCCUGUUUCUCCUUGCCAGUGACUUUUCCUAAGGGUUGAGGGGGGAGGGUGUUUUUUUCUGGUGUUUUUAAGGUGUGAAAGGAGCUGCAGCUUUAAGCUCUGUCCAGGGGUGUUGUCAUCUGCAAUAAUGGGGCUCUUGUGUCACAGAGCCAGGAAUGCUUGGGCCUGGAGUUCAGGUGCUGCUGCUUUUCACACUGAGGUGUUGAUCCGCCCCUAAUUAAUAAUGUAUUAAUUAUUUUUGUAAACCAAGGAAGGUCACAGAAGCUUACUUCUUCCAUGCAACUUUUGGAAGGAAACAAAGUUUGAGUACGGGGCAUCCCCUUGUAUUUAUCCUCCUCUCCCCCCCCAACCUGACACACAGACUAAUGAUAGAGACAAUCAUUUUGUAGGGAGCAAGGCAGGAAGCACUGCAGGAUUUUGUAUGCUGGCCUUUUGUUUAUAAAACGAUUUUAUGGACACGUCUGUAAAAUGUUCUCUAGUUUGUUUUGUUCUCUUUUGGUUUUUUCUAGCACACUAAUAAAAAGCAUCCUCAGCUUUGUAAA
Calypte anna (Anna's hummingbird) is the source of this 5812-nucleotide messenger RNA. It is a transcript of the gene TPCN1, whose product is annotated as two pore segment channel 1. NCBI's taxonomy places the organism in Eukaryota, Metazoa, Chordata, Aves, Apodiformes, Trochilidae. The transcript has 28 exons. Gene Ontology annotation, cellular component: endosome membrane; lysosomal membrane. The record is from RefSeq and is a predicted model, not a curated record. Bases 826 to 3282 code for a protein of 818 amino acids. Gene Ontology annotation, molecular function: monoatomic ion channel activity; voltage-gated channel activity. Gene Ontology annotation, biological process: monoatomic ion transport; transmembrane transport.